CUUUCAGUUGUUUGCUUUUGACUUCAAAUCUAAAACGGAGAGUUUGCUGAACCUUACGAAGUACACUGAACGGAAUGGAUGUGUGAAACUUUAAUCUACUGAAACUACAAGACACUUGAAACCAUUGCAUCCAUGAGGGAAAUAGACUUCCGCUUGCUUUACUACAGGCAGACACUGGAGUAAGAUGAACCAGGAGCUCCUGCAUAGGACGUCACUGGAGAACCAGAAGCUGAGUCUUAUGGGGGAGGUGUCCUACCUGAAACUAAAGCUGGCAGAAAUGGAGGGAAAACAGGGCCAUGGGGCUGAAAGGCAGCACAAAGCAGAGACUGUAGUGAAUUUCAUUAGUGAGCUGCAAGAGCAGAUGUGUAGGUUUCAGAAGGAGAUCAAUAACAAGAUCCAGGAGAAAAAGGCCUUGGAGAUCCCGGCUGACAGCAGCUGUUCAGUGGCUUGCCUCACUGAUUCCACUGAGGGCAAGGGCUCAAACCCUGGGCAGUCCUGUGACAGAACCUCAGGGGUGAUGCACAAACUAGAGGAGGCUCUAGAUGGGCCUGAUGGGAACACACCAAGCCUGGAAGAGGGUAGCUCAGAUGCAGAGCAGCAGUACCACUGUGGAGGAGAAAGUGGCUUACUUAAGGAGCUCAGGAUUCUUAAGGACAAAGUGGAGCACCUGGAGGAUCAGAAGUUACAGUAUGAGAAGAAACUCAAAGCAACAAAGGCAGAGAUCAGCAGCCUUCAGCAGCUUCUGCUCAGUAAGAACGCUGAGAUUGAGAGCUUGCACACUCAGCUGCUGGCCAGACCCUCUCUAUCAAGUGAGAGCUCAGAGAGAGAUGAGGAACUGCAGAGACUUAAGAUUGGAAUGAAAUCACUGGUUGCCGCCAACGAUGAAAAGGACCGGCGUAUUGAAGAGCUCACUCUGCUCCUGAAUCAGUGCAGGCAAUUCAGAGAGGUCACUCACAACACAAGGCUAGCUCCACCUGCUGUUCGUUCAUUGUCGAAUGGUAGGACUCCUUCAAGCAGCAGUGAGGAAGAAGAGCAGGGGCUGAUGAAGAAUACUGACUCUGCCAGUGCAAAAUCUGAGGAUGUAAAGUCCGAAGUUUCCACAAAUAGCUCUUCCUCCCAACAAACAUCACUUUUAUCAGUCCAGAAGGACAGUGAUUCCAGAACAGAAUCGCAGACUCUAUCCAGUAGCAUGAAUGACCUAACGAAUGGAGCUUCACAAAAGGGUGGUCUGGGUGACACCAAAAGUCAGACGCUGCCUGUGAAUUCGUCUCUCUCAGAGCAGAGUGGGAUCGGAGGCAGCAGCAGUGAAAUUCAGAGCCAAAGGUCUCCAGAUGGGAGCGAAGAUGGAGACUGCAGCCAAAGAAAGUCGGAGAAAGUUGACGACAGCACUUCAAGCGAUAAUUCUCCUGUUCAUUCUGAGGCGAAUACACAGCCUGGCCAACGGGCUGUGGGCUCACCAGAAUACAUGAAGAAUAAUAGGAGCUUCAAGAGACUCUGGGGAAAACUUCGAAGAACCCAAUCUGGAGGGCUUCAGGCAGCAGAUCCAGAUGCUGGUCAGUUUAGAAGAGGGGGACUGCGUGCUACAGCAGGACCCAGACUAACCAGGACCCCCGAAUCGUAUAAUUCUCUACGUGAUAUGAAUAUUCCAUUCAGCCAGUGGACCAAGGAGCAGGUGUGUGGCUGGCUAGAGGACUAUGGACUUGGCCAGUAUGUCAGUCUCUCCAGACAGUGGGUAGAAAAUGGACAGACACUGCUGUCUGCUACACCUCAGGACUUCGAGAAGGAGAUGUGUAUGAAGAAUCCACUGCACAGGAAGAAGCUGCAGCUGGCUCUGAGGGCAUUCACCACUAGAGUUGUAGAGGAAUCGUCAGAGCUGGACCACAUCUGGGUCACCCGUUGGUUGGAUGAUAUUGGUUUGCCUCAGUAUAAAGACCAGUUUCAUGAGGCCCGAGUAGAUGGUCGAAUGAUACAAUACCUCACUGUGAAUGACCUCUUGACACUAAAGGUCGCCAGUCAGCUUCAUCAUCUCAGUAUUAAAUGUGCCAUUCAUGUCCUUCAUGCCAACAAGUUCAACCCCCACUGUCUUCGACGUAGGCCAGGAGAAGAGAAACAGCCCACUCCCUCUGAGGUGGUGCAGUGGUCUAACCAUCGCGUGAUGGAGUGGCUGAGAGCAGUGGACCUCGCUGAGUACGCUCCUAAUCUACGGGGCAGCGGCGUGCAUGGUGGGCUGAUUAUCCUGGAGCCUCGCUUCAGCUCAGAGACAUUGGCCCUGCUCUUAAAUAUUCCUCCUCAGAAGACUUUGCUUCGUCGCCACCUCGCCACUGCCUUCUCUGCCCUGGUGGGGCCUCAGGCCACGCAGGAGAAGCGAGAGUAUGGCAAUGCCACAGGCCACGUUCCCCUCACUACCACUGCUAAAGUGAAGCCAAAGAAGCUGGGCUUCACUCAAUUCAGUCACUUGAGAAAGAGAAAACCUGAUGAAUCGGCAGACUAUAUCUGCCCAAUAGACAGUGGAGCGCUGACAGUGAAUGGGGUUUCCCGAUUGCCCUCUGCAGCACUCAGGGGCCUCAGCCCCAGCUUGGACAGACAGACUGACAGGUGGGAGCAGUUCGGGAUAAAAGCUGAGGCUAAUGGCCCCAAACAGUAACUUAAAAAAUACCAUAGACACACCACACUCCCCUCUCACUCGCUGAGUGACCUUUGUGAAUCAAUGGAAAUUCUAAUGCAGAAAUGCAACCAAGAUGCAUCGAUGUGGGGAUUUGCUGGAUGGGCUGCAAAGAUGCUGUGUUUAGCAGGUGACGUUAUUGUUGUUAAUGUAUUUUUAAUCAGAUGUCAUGCUCACACAACGUUCACCUAACACGGUGGUGAAUGAUGACAUUGUGUGAAAUGUUUUAUGAAAGCUGCUCUCUGCAUUCCUUAUACAGUCGGAUUCCAAAGCUUAUACUAUUGCUUUAAAACAAUGCAUUUUACUGACCAUUUUGUAUCUAAACUUCUGUAGAUUUAGUUACAAUAUUGAUGAACUUUCCUGUUAUAUACCUGGAAUCACUCUUCAGAAUAAUAAUUGACACCAGUUACUUUAAGCAUUGAUGUCUCUCAUGCUUUUUCCUUAUGAGUGACAAACGUUUGAAAAUCGAACCAUUAUGAUUCCUGGUGGUACACUAAUGGUACUCUUCUGCACCAUGAAAUAAGGCUUGUUGGUAUACCUUAGGAUUCUCCUGGCCAAAAGCUGCCUCGUUUCAUGAGAUCAUUGUGAAUAUGCUGUAUUAUAAUAAACAUCAGGUCAACAGUUAGCCUUGUUGGAAUUUUUUUUAGAAGAAAUAGUAAAAAAUCAACAUCAGUCUGAGCAGUUUGAUCAUUUUUAAAUUUUAGCUUAAUUACAGCAUACUAUACUUGAAAAAAGUGUAUGAGAGUAACAGAUGUUGUUUUUAAGUUUAGGUUUUGAAAUUUUUUAAUGAAAGAAAAUUACUUGCAUUAAUGCAGUAUAUCUCAUUAUAGUGAGAGAGACAAUUUUGUGUGGUGCAAGGAUGACGUCACUUCCUGAGAUCUUGAAUGGGUAGUUGAUCCAAUUGAAAAAUGUAAGAACACUUUGCACCCAACUAUUGUAAAGGAAGUUUGGUCUGUUCCAGCCCGGGUUCUAUAAAGUGGAAGAGCCUGAAUAGCUGCUUUAAUGUUGCUGAUAAGACUGAUACAGCGUCUGUUUUGAUUUGGUUGGUGAGCUCGUCAAAAUGAAUGCAUCACACAAUCAGUGAUCCUCUUGUUGGUGAAUAUUAACAGCUUCAAGUUAAGUUUGGCUUGUUUUCACACAGUUUGUGUACAGCAGUGGAAAAAAUGAGAUACAUUGCCAACUUCUCUAAAACUUAAUUUGGGUUUAGUAGCUUUGUCUGCUUAUAUAGAGUUAAUCAGUUAUAGAAGUCAUUGUCCGGUAAGUGUUGAUGACCCCAGAAAAAUGAUUGUGAUUUCAUAUACUGUAAAAUCAGUAUAAGUAAGACAAUAUACAGGUUCAAAUUUAAACUAUUUUCAACUAUUCUGCUAUCUCAGAAACAAAAUCUUCAUAGACCAUAUUACGAUGUAAAUACUACGUCUAUGCAUCUUAAGUAAAAGACUCAAAUUGCUUCAGGGAAAUCAUUUUGGCAAUUUCACCGGUCAACUAUAACUAAGGACUGUGGUGCUGUAUUGCAUUCUUGAUCAUCAGCAUAAAUAAUUUUCUUCAUGAGUAGGUCAAACCAAAUAAAUUAUCUCUGGAUUGCUCUGCACUCUUUAACCUCUAGCCAAAUUCUUUUGACUGGAGCAAAGCCCUGAAGGGAAAGUUUUAGCAGGGUAAAGCAGUGGUGAUACAGCAUCUCGUAAAAUACUGUAUCUCAAAGGUUAAAUGAAACGUAGCAGACAUGAUUGCUUUUAUUAGGGUAAAAAUUUUUGCCCAUGGCUUGCUAUUUGCAUGCUUUUAACUAUGUCCACUUCAUCUAAUACCUCUGAAAUGUAAUUGUUAUGCAUUUACUGUAUUUGCCAAAUGAGACAGAACUGGUAAUGGACUAUUACAUUAUGACACUGUUGCAGGGGAUUUUUUUCACCAGUCGCAGUCCUAGUGAAUCUACUAAGAUUCUGCUGGCGUGUCUGGUAGUGUGGCAGACAGGGCAGCAGUCAGCUCCCCUCUGAACCCACCUGCAGAAGCACUCAGCCUCAAUUAUACCAAAAACAAUAAUUACGGAAUGUUUUACCUCUGCCUAUCAUUAGUUCUCCAACGGAGAACAUCCUGAUCAAUGAUUACAAAUGACAGGUUCAUAAAUAAAUUAGUCCUGCUGAUAAGUGCGUAACACUACUCAAUUGAUCAUUGUUAAAUGGAAAUUAGACGGAUGCAGGAGUGAGGAUUGGGAUAGCGCAUUUUGCAAAUGUAAGUGAAUACAAAGGAGGAGAUUUUGUAGUAGUUUUGUAAAACACGAGAAGCUGUACAAGUUUUGUAAAAUACAAAUAAUCAUCUAAAACCAGCAGAUGUCACUGUUGCCUUUGGAUGUGUCAUGUGCCAUAAAAACUGCCAGCAUUGAACCUUCACAGUCAACUCAGAGAGGUACACCGCUGAGUAUUUAAAUAGAAAGAAAGUCUGUUUGUCUUUCAUGCAUUUUGCUUUAUUAUUUAAUUCUUCUUCUUUGCACCGUCAGUGUUUGUCAGUCAGGGGUUAUAAUUGCUACUUAGUGGCGGUGCCUUGGCCCGUAGUUGAAAAGUAGUGUGUCCUGUUGGACUGUAGUGCUAUUCUGUAAUUACACUUUCAGCCGGACAGAUUGGGACAUGGGUAUCUUGCCAGCACAAAGGACAUGAGAGGAUGUCACAUUGUUAAUCAAAUACUGGGCUCAGUCUAAUGUAGUUCCAAAUGAGAGUUUUUGGAUUUUGUGCAUUGGCCAGGUGGGUGAUGGACAGUCCAGGAUUAAAAAUAAAAAUAAUUUAUAUUAGAUGCAAUUUUAGACACCAAAACAGUCAGAAUACAAAUGAUCGAUCUCCAAAAUACAGAGAGAGACGCGUUACAGCAUUGUGAAAAGUAAAAGCAGCUUUAAUACAGCUGUACAAUUUAUACAUAUGGCAAAUGUACUAAAAUUUCUUUUUAUGUUAUACUGCUUUUACCAUUCUGUUGUGUGUGUUUGUAUUCGGGUGGCUUUAUUUGUGUGUAUGCAUGCAUGUGCUAAGAGAGGAUGGCAUUGUUUACAAUAGUGCAUCUUAGCUAAUUUCAGUAAUGUGAUCCAGCCUCCACUAGCUGACAGUUUGAUAGCUAUUAUUUGUGUCACCCACUCUCAUAACACUUUAGCACUAAAUUGCUAUGUGCAGGAGAUUGUGGUGUGACUGACAUCUUACCUUGCAAUAUGAUAUCUAUUGUUUUAAUUAAGUGAAAGCAAUUGUGACAUUUAUUGGUUUCAAAGUUACUUGUUAAUGGCGGUAUAAGAAAAAAAAAUUGGAAGUAAAUUAUCAUGGUUUACCUUACAUAAAUAAUUUGCAAACCCUUUGCUAAUGAUUACACAUUAUUCUCCCACUGUGACUGUCAAUUCAUUUGAAAACAUCACAAAUAAAGAGACUGCGUUGGUGA
Molecule: messenger RNA, 6064 nt
Organism: Xiphias gladius (swordfish)
Lineage: Eukaryota; Metazoa; Chordata; Actinopteri; Istiophoriformes; Xiphiidae
Gene: ppfibp2a
Product: PPFIA binding protein 2a
Exons: 20
Coding region: 185-2644 (819 amino acids)
Biological process (GO): neuromuscular junction development
Cellular component (GO): presynaptic active zone
Molecular function (GO): protein binding
Source: RefSeq, a predicted model, not a curated record